AUGGGAAACACGCCAGGACCAGACUCGAGCCCAGACGAUGAGGCCGGUCUGGCCCGCAAGCGACCGCGCAGUCCCGAUCCCGAGAUUGAGCCUGAGCCUGGCCACGUGCCCAAGAAGCCGCGCCACACCUCGUCCAUCUCCAAGACCGCCUCCAAGACCACCAAACCCGCCCGCUCGUCCAAGAAGCGCGCCCACAGCCCAGAUGGCGACGAUUCCCUGGGGCCAGGGGGCGAUGGGGGCGACGUAGCCAGGAAGCGGCGUCGUCCUAAGCAGGAGCCAGAGCAGACUUCGUCACAGUCGCGGAGAUCUGCCGUCCAAUUCCUGCCAACACCGCCACCACCGCCACCUGCAGCAUUGCUGGACCAGGAGCAUUCCCGGAGUGUAGCCCACAUCCAGAGGAUCCGCUCCGGCCUCCAGGACAUUGAGAGGAGGCUUGCGCGCUUGGCGAAGCUGUGUGAGGCUGACCGAGAGAGUCCCUGA
Clonostachys byssicola is the source of this 480-nucleotide messenger RNA. Lineage: Eukaryota; Fungi; Ascomycota; Sordariomycetes; Hypocreales; Bionectriaceae. The record is from the annotation of a GenBank genome assembly.